This is a messenger RNA of Lampris incognitus (smalleye Pacific opah), 3829 nucleotides long. It is a transcript of the gene prom2, whose product is annotated as prominin 2. Gene Ontology annotation, cellular component: prominosome; cilium; microvillus. Gene Ontology annotation, molecular function: cholesterol binding. The record is from RefSeq and is a predicted model, not a curated record. NCBI's taxonomy places the organism in Eukaryota, Metazoa, Chordata, Actinopteri, Lampriformes, Lampridae. The coding region runs from base 259 to 2769 and encodes 836 amino acids. The transcript is spliced from 25 exons.
CUCUCUGUUCUCUGUCUCCAUAGUCUCACGGCUAGUAUUGAUAUGCGGACGCUCGCAUAGUCAAGUUCAACUUCACGGCACUUGCCGGCCCUUAGGAGAUCUCUACCAGAGUUGAGCCGUGCCACAACUUUCAACCAGCCUGGAUGACUUGUCACCAUCUCACCGAGUAAAAAAGGAAACAGGCCCGUGGAGAUAGAAAUAGUGCCAUGAGGUGAUCCCUCCAUAACCAGAGUUCUCAAGCCCGUGUCAUUGGUUGGUAUGGGCUCCUGUGAAAAUAUGAGGGGCCGGUGGCGGCGAGGCAGUUCUGGAUCGUUGAUGUCCGGGAUUGGGUUAUUGCUCUUCAGUCUGGCCCAGUCUACAUCUGCCCAAGCACACUGUCCCAUAGGAGGAGGCCCGCGGGAUCUCACCCAGCCCAAGUAUCAAGGCGACAUGGCGGAGGACACCGGAGUGGGCUUUAUGUCCGCCAUAGUCCAGUCCUUCCUCAGCACAGUCCAACCUAACCACUUCCCUGAAGAUCUGAUCCUGAAAUUGGUGAGGGAUCUCGACCAGGUGCAGUCGGACCCAGACACCAUUAAAGCAGUCCUACAUUAUGAGAUAGGUUUCCUGGUGUGUCUAGCCAUAGGGAUCCUGUACAUUGUGCUGAUGCCGCUGGUGGGUUUCUUCCUGGCGUGCUGCCGCUGCUGUGGAAACUGCGGCGGGGAGAUGUACCAGAAGCAAACGUCUGGUGUCCACUGUCACAGGAGAGCCCUCUACUGGAGCGCCUUCAUCACCACGCUGAUCAUACUUGCGGGGAAUAUCUGCAUGUUCAGAAGUAACGAGGACUUCAGAGUCAACGUGAACCAAAGUGUCAUGGAGCUCAGCAACACUUUGGACAACCUCCAAACAUACCUCACUUCUGUGCCACAGCAAAUUGACCUUGUGGUGAAUGAGAGCUGCAGGACUGUUAAUGAGGUCGCCGGCAACCUAAAUGCCAUUGGCCCUCAGCUAGGGAAAGAGAUCCAGGUGGGCUUUCAAGGACCCCUGGACCCGGCCCUAGAUUCAGUUAGAAACGUAGACCAAGAGGUGAACGACACCAGCGAUCGGCUGGGGGAGCUGACCUCCUCUCUGGCCCGGCUGCAGUCCAGCGCAGACCUCCUCCAGGCCAAUCUCAGCACCGUCCGAAACAACAUCAACCAGACCCUCUCCAACCGAAGCUGUGUCGGCUGCUCCAGUCUAAAGGCCGAGCUGGGAGAACUGACUGUGGACGUUUCAGUCGCUAUACCUGGUCUGAGCUCGUUUCAGUCGGCUGUGGAGGACAUCAUAGAGGCUGAUCUCAAAUCUAAAAUUGAAGCGGGUGAGGACUACUACAACACCAUUCCCCAGCGAGUGACCAAUGACACCAAGGACGUAGUUCAGAGAACUAAAGUGCAGCUGGAGGACAUUAAAAGACAGAUGUCCCAGGUGUCUAGUGACCUUCCUCUCGCUGCUCUGACCAAUGUGUCGGACUCUCUGGUCCAGCUGGAGAGAGACAUCAGCACACACGUCCCAGAGGUCAAGAGAGCAGAAUAUAUCAGGUGGGCUGUGUGUGUAGUCCUGUGUUGCAUAGUGCUGGUGGUGGUGGUGUGUAACAUCCUGGGUCUCCUCCUGGGCCCUCUGGGAUUAAAACCCAAGGCAGACCCGACGGAGCGCUCCAGCACGGCCAACUGUGGAGGAACCUUCCUCAUGAUGAGUGCAGGCUUUAGCUUCCUGUUCUCGUGGUUGUUCAUGGUGGCGGUGGUGCUGCUUUUCCUGCUGGGAGGGAACGUCUACAUGCUGGUGUGUCAGCCUUGGCACAGUGGAGCGCUGCUAAAGUUCAUCGAUACUCCAGGACUGAUUCCAGAGUUUGAGCUCGGUCCAAUGUUGGGACUGAAAACCAACCUCACAUUCACUGAUAUUUACAGUGACUGUGAGCAGAACAGGCCUCUGUGGUCAACACUUCACCUCCAUGAGCUGGUAAAUCUUGAAGAACUGCUCAACGUGUCCAAAUACACAGAGGAGAUGAAGCAGCACUUUGAGAGUACAGAUAUCGUCCUGUCCUCUAUUACUCUGUUGAGCCCUGAGGUUCAGAACCGUCUCAGUAGCCUCUCCAGUGUGUCCAGACACGUAGACUUCAACACUGUCACACAGCAGAUAAACAACAUCUCCAGCAUCAAUUUCAACGCGACGGCACGACGGCUCGACCAGCUUGCUGACGUUCAACCCGACCGUGAAAUUCAGGCAGAGCUGCGAGCUGAGGCCGCGGACCUGAGACGGAUCCAGGCCAACAUGGACACCUCCAUUGUCCCACAAGUGCAAAAGCUGAACUCCACCAUACAGAGGCUUCGGGCCGUUGCAGAGAAAAUCAAUGGAACAGUGGGGGAGGUGCUGAGCAAAGUGGGAGCGGCACAAGACUUCCUGGACACAAACGCAACACAGAUCGUGAAGACUGAGAGCAGACAGUUCUUGGAUUGUCAGCUGGGGUACUUUACUGCAUACGCUGACUGGGCCAACAUGACGAUCACACGGCAGGUGGGACGCUGUGGUCCGGUGGCAAGAGCUGUGAAAUCGGCAGAGGUCGUCAUCUGCUCGUACAUGGUGGAGUCUCUGAAUGCCUUCUGGUUCAGUCUUGGCUGGUGUGUGAUGUUCUUCAUCCCCAGCAUCAUCCUCACUAUCAAGCUGGCCAAGUACUAUAGGAGGAUGGACAGCUCUGAUGUCUACAGCAACCACAUAGCCAUGAACCACAUCCCGCGGGCCCACAUCAGACCUUACUGAGGGCCGAUACCACUGAUCCUGCCAGCUUUUAUAGACUACACGUAGGUCCAUAUUUUUACCUGUCCACACAUGACAAGCUACUGCCCGGAUGUGGCUCAUCUUUAUCUUGGCAAACUGACUGAGACCUGGAACCUGAGGGGGACACGUGGAGGACAUGUGGUCGGUCCUCUGCUAUUUCAAGUUCUCACCUGAAGGUGGAGGAGAAACCGCGCCAUUUCAUAAACUACUGCAGUGAACACAUUACGUGGUACACAAGAGGACUGUGAACAUCUCUCAGGGGCGACACAGCACACAAGGGACUCUGCAGGGAUUUUCAACAGGAAAUAUCAAACCUACGCUUUGUCGUGUCUCCUGAAUGCUUUGUACAUUUCUUUAAUGGCAGCCAUUGUUUGGAAACAAUGUGAGUUGUUUGUAUUUCAUGCUGUUUUUUUGUAGGCUGGUUUGCAGCAUAUUUAAAGCCGGUGCCACAGCCUGUUGGACAGCCUGCAGGCGUGGUGGUGCUCGCCUGCCGCCGCCACCGCCGCACGCUCUCCUGCCAAACGGCAUUUGAAACGUGCCAGUUUCGGUCCAUUCACGACCGGGUUCGCUGGACUUUCUGAGGACAGUCCAGUGACCGAGGUUGCUGGACUGUCCUCAGAGACCAUACGCAAACUUGUCAGUUCAUUUUGGCAGGCACUUCUACAGCAAAAUAACACUUUUUUUGGUCUAAAUUUCACAGUUAAAUGAAAUGACAUUUCAUGUUGGUGUAGUAGUAGUAGUUGUUGUAGUAGUAAUAGUCGAUAGUAGUAGUCAACCUGUACAUUUCGGAGCAGCUGUUGUCACUGCUGUUUGCAUGAUGUGAAAAGCAGCUUACUUCUUUUUCUAAUAUUUUUUAUUUUCCCCAUAUUUUUUGUAAUAACUAGAGAUCCCAGCUGAGGGGGUCAGUAAUUCUGUGAUGAGUCAGUUUUGUACUUGACAUCAAACCGAGGUUCUGUUUGUGUUGCAGUGCACUUUAUACGGUACGGCCUUGUUACUCGCUGUGAUGCUGUGCGAACUACUGAUUAAAUUUGCUGCUGUUGUC